Messenger RNA from Galdieria sulphuraria, 891 nucleotides. RefSeq names its product translation initiation factor IF-3. Gene Ontology annotation, molecular function: translation initiation factor activity; ribosome binding. Bases 36 to 866 code for a protein of 276 amino acids. Lineage: Eukaryota; Rhodophyta; Bangiophyceae; Galdieriales; Galdieriaceae. Gene Ontology annotation, biological process: ribosome disassembly; translational initiation. The transcript has 4 exons. The record is from RefSeq and is a predicted model, not a curated record.
GAUAGUCAUCAUUGGAAUGCAUUGGAAAAGUCAACAUGAUUGGUCACAAUUGGAAUAGUGCUUUGUACCACUUGUUCGGUACUAUCAAAAGUUUUCGUUGGAUACUAAAGAAAGCUGAAUCUAUAUGGAUAGAACAAGCAAGAAACAACUCUUUUUCAUUUCAGUUGCAACGUCACACAACUUGCACAAACGGUUGGCAGACAUAUUAUCGUUCACCACUAGAAAAAAGUCCCUGCCAACCCCGCUCUUUUUUAUUGCAAAGAGAGUUUACUUCUAAUGUCCACUCCAGGACUAAUGAAUCGGUUAGAAAGUUUAAGGAGGUACUUUUGGUGAACGAAAAAGGUGAAAGAGUUGGAGUGAUGAGCGGAGAACAAGCAUAUCAAUAUGCAGCAAAUGCACAACAAGAUGUGAUGGAAGUAUCUGCGAAAGCUGCACCUCCAGUAUGGAAACUGGUUGAUCUGAAACAAGUGCUUAGAGCUAAUAGACUGCGCGAGAAAAUGGAAAGAAAACAAGCGGUAGAACAGAGAAGAAAGUCUGAAGUGAAGGAAAUACGAAUUUCUCCAGCUAUUGAUGACCACGAUUUUCAGGGAAAAGUUGAUAGAGCCAAGGAAUUUUUGAGUACCGGGAGACGGGUUCGUUUUUCUGUACGGUUUAGAAGAGGACAAGGAAAAUAUGCUUCUCGUUUGGAGUCUUUAGCGGAGAGAAUCAAAGAACAGUUGAAAGAUAUUCCGUGUACAAUACAAGUGAAACGGAAACCUAGACCUCCUCCCAGGGAAGGCGCCUCAACGCAGAACACUACUCAUGUUUCACAACUGGAAGAGGAACAAGAUCCUUUCGAACUUUAUAUUGAGCCAACAAGUAAAUAACUGCAAAAGUUUUCUUAUCUAAUUU